Boeremia exigua is the source of this 492-nucleotide messenger RNA. RefSeq lists its product as uncharacterized. The transcript has a single exon. The coding region runs from base 1 to 492 and encodes 163 amino acids. Lineage: Eukaryota; Fungi; Ascomycota; Dothideomycetes; Pleosporales; Didymellaceae. The record is from RefSeq and is a predicted model, not a curated record.
AUGAACAUACUCCACCACCGCGGUCACACGAGCGCGCUUGUCUGCGUCGGCACUCCACAUUCUAUCGGCGGCUCAACCGUGCCUCCCACAAUAACCCGGUUCUCCGUGAUCGCACUUCCAGACUCUCGAACCACAUCGAAUCUACUCGACCAGAUCCUCAUCCGCGGGAGAAGUCAGCCUGCCGCACCGCACCCAUGUAAACCAGAGCAGAUGCGCAAUGCCCGUCUCACCUCGAGUCCGCGACCUGUCAUCUUUGUGAUUUGUCUUGCAUUUUUCCAUGCAGUAACGGCUGGUGGCCCGUUGCUGGCUAGCGAUCCUCGGCAGCAGGAUCACCACCCUUGUUCGCCGGCCCGCGUGCCAGCCCGCUCGUGCGCUCGAAUCGUGCAAACACCCGCGAUGGUCUGCGCGACUGUCUGUGGUGAGAAGGUGCGCGUGCCGCGGGCCGGAGCCUUGCGAACCAACUUCCUGUUGAGGCCCCGCGUGUGCUGCUGA